This is a messenger RNA of Neodiprion virginianus, 704 nucleotides long. It is a transcript of the gene l(3)87Df, whose product is annotated as cytochrome c oxidase assembly protein COX20, mitochondrial. Bases 177 to 512 code for a protein of 111 amino acids. Gene Ontology annotation, biological process: mitochondrial respiratory chain complex IV assembly. Gene Ontology annotation, cellular component: mitochondrial inner membrane; mitochondrion. The record is from RefSeq and is a predicted model, not a curated record. NCBI's taxonomy places the organism in Eukaryota, Metazoa, Arthropoda, Insecta, Hymenoptera, Diprionidae. The transcript has a single exon.
UUUUAUCGGUCGUAUUUCCGCGCGGCGCAAGACAGUGUGAUUCGCAUCAUACAGAUGCCUCUAGUCUAGUCGAGGUUACGUAAAACUUAACUUGCCGUCGCUGCAACGCUUUUCGGCCCCUGUCAAGUAACGUAAAUCCAAUAUAUUUUGAGAAUAUAUAACGUACUCCGCAUGCGAUGGACGAAGAAGACGAUCACAAGCCGCUGAUGUUAUUCGGGAGAGACGUUACAAGGAUUCCAUGCUUCAGAAAUAGUUUCCUAUCCGGAAUAACCUGCAGUAUUGUCGGCGGCUUAGGUACGUUCAUGUUUACCAGCAAACCGAAACUCGCCUCGCACAUCGGCAUGGCCACCUUCGUCGGCUCGACAUGGAGUUACUGGGUUUAUUGCCGGUAUACGUGGUCCAAACAACAGAUCGAGGUGGCUAGACUGCAGGAGCUCAUCGAACAGCACGCUACCUACGCAGGGACGCCGAAGGAGAAGGAAAUUGACAGAUUGCCUCUGGUGGAUGCGUGAAAGUUUUGACAAUGUAGAACAAUGAAUAGUUGAUUAUUUAUAGCUAUCAUUAUCGUUAUUUUUUUAUAGGUUAUACAGUGUGAUAAUAGCAUGUUAACAGAGAACGAAACAUCGUUGUUUUCACCUCCACAUUUCUUUAAUUAAAACGUAUUUUAAACUGAGGAAAAUACCCAAUACACGAUCUAUCACUUA